CCAAAUAUCCGAGGACAUGGCACUCCGAUGAUGGAAUUUGUUAUCUGCUUUUGUAUGGUUAGAAAGAAGUCUAGAAGAAAACGGCUACAUCUAUUCGAUCCACGAUGCUGGCUGAUGAUACUCUUCGUGCUUUUACUGUGCGCAUGGCAGCUUUCCGACGCCCAAAGGACGUUAUGCGGUGAUACUGAGUGCUGGCACGGGAACUGCACGGGGGACGGACGUUGUUUAUGUUACCCUGGCUGGCAGGGUCCUGGGUGUCAACGGUGUGGUGGUCGAGUGAGAGUGACAGAGCCAAAUGGUGUAAUUACCAAUGGGAUAGGAAACUACAGCAAGGAUAUGAAGUGUACAUGGCUCAUUGAAAGCGGCAUCCAUAAUGCCACUAUUAGGUUUGAGUUUACACAUUUUGAGACUGAGUGUGGCUGGGACCAUCUGUAUGUGUAUGAUGGCGACUCCAUGUUUGCUCCCAUGGUGGCAGCAUACAGUGGCCUCCUCUUGUCAAAAGGAAGCUCUACAAAGCUUCCAGAAAUCGUCACGCAUUCUGGGAGUGCCUUUGUUCAUUUUUACAGUGACGCUGUAUAUAAUAUGAGUGGAUUUAACUUAACCUACAGCGUCAAUGGGUGCUCGCACAACUGUUCCUCCCAUGGUGAUUGUGUGGAUGGUGUGUGCCAGUGCUUGCAAGGCUGGACAGGAAGUGACUGUGGCACCCAAGUGUGUCCCCAAGAUUGUAACAAUGGUUCCUGUGACAAGGAGGAGAAGCGUUGCAUCUGUGACCCGUUUUUUAAAGGUGAAGACUGCAGCAUUGCUGAGGGUGCUCCACUGUAUGAAGCUCAGUCUGCUACUGGUUGGGUGCGUGGCCGGGCUAUGCACCAGGCGCUUGUCUUAGGUGAUGCCAUGUGGGUCCUUGGCGGUGAAAGCCUCACAGAACUGGACCAGCAGAUUGCCAAGUACGACUUCCUCUCGCGAAAGUGGCACACAGUGAAGCCAACCACUACCAGUGCACCAGCCAAUCGCUACGGCCAUUCAGUAGUAACAUACAGGGGUAAAUUAUAUUUGUUUGGUGGCACAUUGCGUGAUGGCCGCACAUCAAAUGACCUAUGGCGCUGGGAUCCUGAGGAACUGCGAUGGGCACAGCUUUCACCACAUCAGCCCGAGUGCCAGAAUGAACUUUGCCCACCACUGACAGCAUCAGGUCAUACUGCUGCCAUUGUGGACAACACAAUGGUGGUCAUCUUUGGACAUAACCCCGACUAUGGAUACCUCAACGUUGUGCAAGAGUAUACCUUUGGUACCAACAAAUGGGAGAUUGUGCAAGUGAAGGGAGCCAUUGUGAAAGGUGGCUAUGGCCACUCAAGUGUUUAUGAUCCUGGCAGACGCCAGAUCUUGGUGUUUGGAGGUUACCACUCACAGACGACCACAGGUGUCGUUGUGGAUUACCUCUACUCCUACCAGCCCCAUGACCGUACCUGGACACUCUUGGCCCCUAGUGCCUCUCAUCGCUACCUGCACAGUGCAGUACUACUGCAUCGAAUGAUGCUCGUAUUUGGUGGCAACACCCACAAUGACACAGCCUUUAGCACGGGUGACAAGUGCUUCUCCGCCGACCUUCUUGCCUAUGACAUAGAGUGUGACUCAUGGCAUACACUGUCUGUGCCUUCGUCAUCCUACCUCCAGCUAGAGCGUUUUGGACAUUCUGCGGUGGUCUACAACGAGUCAAUGUAUAUUUUCGGUGGUUUUAAUGGCCAGAUGCUGACAAGUAUUGUGAAGUAUACACCAGGGUCAUGUCGAAGCUUCUCUACCCCCGAAAAGUGCAUUACAUCAGCAACUGGCAUCAAGUGUGCUUGGAAUCCAGACAAAAAGGCCUGCCAGGCAUUUCAUCUCUUCAAUGCGACCAAGGGAAUCCACACAUGUCCCCGAAAGUCAGCGGCCAACCUGACUGUGCUUUGUGAAAAGCAGACUUCAUGUCCAAGCUGUCUGCAGAAUAACUAUGGCUGUGUGUGGUGUGGCACCAUAUGUGCUCAUAAGCGCUGCCCCAAAGGAUCUAAGGGCUUGGCCGAUGCAAGAGAGAACCAGACUGAUGUUGAACAAUGCCAGCAGUCGGAAAGCAGCAAUUGCGACAAGCUUCAUAACUGCCAUGCUUGCCACACAGAAUUUCACUGUGGCUGGCAGAAUGAUCAUCGUUGCUACACGUUUGUUCGUGACUCUGGUAACAAGACGGAGAAGGCAGUGCUGUCGGACAACUAUAGAGUCAAGUGUGACAACUCGUGCAGUUCACGUACAACAUGCAAGGCUUGCCUGUUGGGCAGUUGUAUGUGGUGCAUCAGCCAGCAGCGAUGCCUUGAGACAAAUGCAUAUGCUGCCACCUUUCCUCUGGCCCAGUGCACUGAGUGGACCACCACCAAAUGCUCAGCCUUGUCAUGUGAGGACUUCCAGACAUGUAGUGCCUGUCAGGAGCAUGAGCGGUGUGGCUGGUGUGACGAUGGCAGCAAUACAGGCAAGGGCCAGUGCCUGGAGGGUUCAGCCUCAGGACCCUUGUCCCCUAUGGGUUCGGUGUACCGACUCAAUAGCAGCCUCUGCCCGGCCCCAAAUUGGUACUUCACUGACUGCCCCAAAUGCCAGUGCAAUGGACACAGCACUUGCAAUGGCUCAUCUGAGUGCCUUCAGUCCUGUCAGCACCGCACGGAAGGACCACACUGUGAGCACUGCAUUGCUGGCUACCAUGGCAAUCCUGCCAAUGGUGGUAACUGCACUCCAUGUUUCUGCAACAACCAUGGUACUUUUUGCCAUCGAGAGACAGGCAAAUGCAACUGCACCACCAAGGGUAUCAUUGGUCCAAACUGUGAUAGAUGCGAUGAGCAAAAUCAUUACGUGGGCAGCCCCCAGGAGGAAGGUGGCACUUGUUUUUAUAAUCUCAGUAUUGAUUUUCAGUACACAUUCAACCUGUCCUCUGAGGACUACUAUCGCAACAUCAAUUUUAUGAAUGUGCCAAUAAAGGUCGGCAACGAUGUAGAAUUCACCAUCUCUUGCUCUGGAAAGGCUUAUGUCAACAUCUCCAUUGGAUCAGGAGGCCAGCCACCAUCACGUGCUGAUGGUGAUGCAGAGCCUGCCCUGUUGGAUAGCCGCAAGUGUGACAACAUCAAGCUACCAUUCUACGAUGAGAAGCACAACUUUGGCUCGCAAAACACCACUUUUUUUGUAUAUGUGUUCAACUUCACCACUCCAUUUGUGCUCCAAAUCUCUUUCUCUCAGCACCGGGCACUCGACCUGCUCCAGUUCUUCAUCACGUUUUCAAGCUGUUUUCUCUCGCUGCUAAUUAUAGCAGCCAUCCUGUGGAAGAUCAAGCAGAAGUACGACCUUUACAGAAGGCGACAGCAACUGUUUGUGGAAAUGGAACAAAUGGCGAGUCGUCCUUUUGCUGGGGUCACGCUCGAGUUGGACGGUGAGCCGGAUGGGUCGAGCAAGCAGUUUCAAGACGGUAUGAAGCAGGGACACCCCACGCCUGUGGCGCUCGAGCCCUGUGCCAGUGGCAAGGCAGCUGUGCUGACGCUAAUUGUGCGCAUGCCAACGGGGGGUCAGGAGCACACAGCCACAGGCCAGUCAGGCCUGGCCAUUGCCAGUGCCUUGGUCUCACUGGGGACCCUCUGCAAGAGCGACACCAUCAAAGAGGAUGGCAAAUCGGACUGCUGGAAGCCCUCAUCCCACCCAGGGACCUGCAUAUAAGUUGUCGGCCACUGUGAUAAUUGCUCAGUGUGUCACCUAUCGGUGGGUGGCACCACCUUUAUACGGGGCACCAGCCAAGCUCCUUUGCCACUGCACGCUCUCGACAUUUCGCCAGCGGCUGCAAGACAUGCUGUUGUGAAUCGUGAUUGACCCUGCGCUUUAUUGAACUGGCCUCCAUGCUUUUCUCUUCCUUGAGCAGUGGCUACUACUAUGCCCAGCAUGCACAUAUCGAGGCUGUUUGUUUUGGCUUGCAGCAACUACAUAACAGUUUGGGCUGCAGCUGCAGGAAAAAAGCUUUGGAUUUGAAACUGGUUUAGGAAAGGAUAAUUACUUUUUAAUCUAACAUGGAGAGGUGAGGUGAUCGUUGAGAAAUAUGCAAAAUAAAAUCAUUCCUUGUUUACACAGCAGUUGACAGUGCAACACUCUUGUUGUGAAGGUGCACAGAGAAUCAAGUGAUUAUCACUGACCCAGAUACACUGCAUUCCUUUUGUGUAUGUGUUUGUAUGCCUAUUUUAAGGGUCUGUAAACAUAAUUUCAAUAAGUGCAGUGGGAAUGUAAUAGUCAACUUGGCCAGAUAUGUUACUAUCGCAAGAAGUGCAUAUAUGAAUGUGAAGUACAGUGGAACGCAGAUAAUGUGUCGCCUAUUUAUGUGAUGAACCGCAUUUCAUAUGAACCAGCUAGGGCCCAUUAGCAGCGCGUGCAUCAAAGGUCUGUUUUGCAUGACACCAGGUCAUACGUGAAAUGCCUCCUGUGAAGGCUUGUGUGGUAAUAACUGCAAAACUAAAGUUGCUUGGCAGGCACAUGGGUCAGGCUACAAAGGUCUUCACAAACAUCCUGAGGACAGUGUUCUGAAGGGAAUGACAAACAAAAGGCGCAUGUUGAGCAGCGUUGUGUGACAAUCGUGGAGCAUAGACACACACCUGACAGGGCCCCUGUGGAAAGACAUGCUGAGAUGUGUGCCCAUUUUAAAGCUCACUUUUCCUCAGUACUUCCGCCUUUCGUAAGGAGACUUGUUUGUGAGGUACGGUAUUCUUUGGCUGGCGUAUGCUGGAAUUUAGGCCUAAUGUUGUAACAAGUAAUAGAACAUCGCUGCAGCAUGAGUGUGAUUAUUUCAUUUUUGUGCGCACGUUGUUGCCUUGACACCUAUGAAACUCGUUUUUAUCAGAUGCCAGCUUUGUUGAGUAGUUAUAAGAGAUAGCAAUAUGGGCACACGUUUCAGUAGCCAUAGACAUGUGUCAUGCUUCUAUAUGGGAAAACAUACUCAGUGUAUUCUUUGUGGAUUGUGUAAAGAAAGUUGUUUGUGCAAUGCAUAUUUUGGGCACCAUGUAGCUGCACUUGUGUGUGGCCCACAUGGCCAAUAAAUUUGGGAAUCAUGAGUAGUACAUAGAUUUUUCAGUAAUUUGAGAAGCACAUUGCUGCAGCUUCUUUGUUUUUCUUUGUGGUUCAACUGUGUUGCAUGCUAGCCUCACAUUUUUUUUAAAGAAGUUACAUGGGGACAUGGGUCUUGAAAACAAAAAACUAGCUUGAAAGAACAUGUCGAGUCAGAAAACGCUGUAUUUAUACCUCAAAAUUCUCGGUUUCACCCAUGAAAGCGCUCAAAUGACCCAUUUUGUGCUGUUUGUCAUUCCAAAACCACUUAUCGGAGUCUGGCCCUCUUGGUUUCGUGUGAAAGAGCAUCUUUCCAGCUUGCUUUCUUGUCAAAAAUUAUUCUUCAGUGCUGCAUCAGAAGAAAGCUACCUGGUUUUGAAGCUUAAAAUUUAUAUUUUUACACUCUAUUAAAUAGGUUUUUCUUUUGCAUUUUUCUUAAAAAGUUAUUUCCGAGUCAUAAAUUCGGCAGUGGCACUGUCGCUCUGCUGCUCAUUUAAUUCUCCUCUUCCUUUUCUUUCUGACCUCCUUGAAAGCUUGAGAGUCUUAAGUGCAGAACCACUCUGAUCUAGUGUUUUAGGACAUGGUAACAUUUUAAAAUCUUGUAGAAAUCAACAAAAAUUCACACCUGUGAUGUCGCAACUUUAGAAUUUCAUAACUUCGUCUAAAAUAUAGAUACAAGCAUUGAAAUGCCAAGUUGCACAUCUUGCUGCACUUUAGCUCUCUUGCUGCAGGAGAUUUUUUUGCAACUGACCUCCCGUAUCUUACUCAAAAUUUUUUUCAACAUUUUAUAAGAUUUACUUAGAAGAAAUGUAAUAGCAUACUUGCUGUCAGCACACAAGAUUUGAAUAUUUGCUAAAAAUUUCAGGUGUCUACAGCAAAUAAUAAGAUACUUUUUCCAGAAUACAAGUGUGCAUGUCACUAGAUUCAAAUGGCAUUUGGUGACUUCAACAUUCACCAUAUGUAACUACAGUUAAACCUCGAUAUAACGAAGUUGGUAAAAGCGGGAAUUCGCUUCGUUGUAUCGAAAUUUUGUUGUAUUGAAAUUCGGCCUUUUAUGGAAUUAAGUACAGUCACCCGCCGUGGUCGCUCAGUGGCUGUGGUGUUGGGCUGCUGAGCACGAGGUCGUGGGAUCGAAUCCUGGCCACGGCGGCUGCAUUUCGAUGGGGACGAAAUGCGAAAACACCCGUGUACUUAGAUUUAAGUGCACGUUAAAGAACCUCAGGUGGUCGAAAUUUCCAGAGUCCUCCACUACGGCGUGCCUCAUAAUCAAAAAGCGAUUUUGGCACGUGAAACCCCAUAAUUAAUUGAACUAAGUACAGUCGCCAAUAAAUUGUUCUUGCACGGAAAGGGGCCGCAGAAUUUUUUGAAUUAUCGGGCAAUUGAAAAAGGCAUACUUUAAUUCAGAAAACAAGUCAUUUUGAUAAAUUUGGAAGCCGGUGACAAUUGAUACGGUAUCAUGCCAUGUAUGUCGACGAUAUCUUUAGAUCGGCGGUACGAAUUAAGUGAAGCCAGCCACACUUUCGCACGCAUUCCACCCCUGUGGCUGAUAGCGCGCACUGCCAGCAGGGAGCGAAUGCUUCGCCUGCCUCUUGCUUUAACGGGUCACCGAAACUCGAGAUUACGCAAUCUCCGAUACUAAACAUGCGGAAAGACAGCUUAUAAGGUGCCACGACCUCUCGGCAGGCCCACUCAUUGCACAUGCGGCAGAUUACCUCUAAUAAAGCAGAGUGUGUGGCUGCGUAUGCGCUGAGCCGCACUUACAGCCUUGCACAUCCAUGGCCGAGACGCAUGCCAACUCACCCACCCACUCUGCCCCUUCGCACGAGCUUGAUCGCAUUACCACGAGCUCGCUCACCGACCCCUCCUUCUCUUUGCUCGCGCGGGAAGGUGGCACUUGUGAAGCCACCGUCUUGUCUCACUUUCGCACACUUUCACUCACACCUAAAGCACACAGUGCGCAGGGUGCGAUUGGAUAUUAUUGCACUUGGACAUGAUGCGGCUUCACUUCCGCGGUUGCUCUUGUCACUCAGCGUGCGAUUUAACAGGUGUGUUUGCAAGCAGCCUGUUGUAAUUCAACCGUUUGACCAUCUGCAUCCACGGAAGUUUCUAUUUAUUGUCUUGGCAUUCCCUUGCGGCGGCAGUGAAAUUUCAUUAUAUUAAAAUCGCAUACAAACACACUUCGUUAUAUUGAGGCUCUAAGUACAUGGUGUUCUAUGGACGAGAGGUUAUGAAAAGUUUACUGUUUCGUUAUAUCGAGAGCUUGUUAUAUUAAAGUUUGUUAUAUCGAGGUUUAACUGUAUCCCUUUCAGCGUAACUGUUUCUGUCUCGCCACGUUCCUUUUGACAUUCCUUUUGUCAGCAAGGAAUGUGAUGACUGCACCAAGAGAGCGUUUGCCAUUAUCCGUUUCAUUUUAGAGUGCAACUCUUACGGGCCGGUUUCUGCGGUAAGGGUCGCUGUAACCGAGUUAAAGAUGAAAGCGAACGUGGAGUGCAAUGCGGGGGGGGGGGGCUAAAGGAGGCAAGUGGAGAAGAGGGUGCAGUGCAAUCAGGAGGUGGAAAGCCGAGGAGCGUAUGACAGAAGGUGAGGUGGAAAGCGGUGUGCCAGCACGACCAGGCAUGCGGCCAGUGUGGAAACAAAGCGCUGGCGUGAGCUUCGGACCCACUGCAAUGCACUACUUUGCCGGCGGCGCCGCUGCCAUUAGAGAAUUCGCUCUGUGUACGCCUCGCGUUCCCGUAUUCAUGCUUUCUUUCUGAACAAUGAGCGACACAACCAGUGGAAAUGCUUCGUCUGCUGCUGCUGCUGCUGCUGCUAAAUGAGCUGCCCGAGCAGAGGCUCUGCGCCACCACCGAGAGAACCUUGUCCUUCAGAAUCAAAUUCUUUGCCUUAAGAUACCACGAAUUCAAAACACCUAAACAGCCGCGCUCGAAAUUCGCAUUAGGUAAUAUUACAAUCUUAGGUGAAAUUUCUUUAACUUCUGCACAACCAAAAAUGAACCGUUGUGUUUGUUUUAUGAUAUCCGAGAAAAAAAACUUUCGCUGGGGUUGCACCACCUCCAAAAAAACCCAACACUGAAAGAGUUAUUAGGCAUAAUCAAACUGUGACAUUUUCUAAUCAAAUUGAGUGAGACUACUUGAGAAAAAUGACCUUUGAAUAUACAAUAUUUUUAAAAGCGAAGUAAAAUAUAAAGAAGCAUGGAGUUUGUUUGUAAGGCUUAUUUUACAUUGUUUGAUUCACGUAAUGAUGUUAACAACUAAAUUCCAGGUCAACUAAGAAGCUUGUAAAUAAGGGAGAACUGAAAACUGAUUGUGUCUGGUUCACCAUCACAAUGACAGUUAUGAAACAAAUUAAGAACACUGCACUUCAACAUGCUCGUUGAACGAGCUAAAUGCUCCACCACCACACAUUGUUUUGAAAGACUCCAAACUUGGUGAUAUCGGCCAAAUAAUAAAUUACUCUGUAUAAAUGGAGACAGAUGUGCAGGCUGCUUAUGCAUGCGACGCGUGGAGAAGCUAUCUCCUCUGUGCGUGUUCUCAAGAACUGGCAUAUCUGAGCAACAGCUGCAGUUUUCCUGCGCCAAAAUUAUUCAGAAGGGUCUAAAGCUGCAUUGGCCUUUCUCGCUAUAGACUGCAACUGUUGUCCUUUAAGUGUUUGACUACAGACGACUAUUCAACAACUUCGAAAAGCAAAUUCUCGAAUGGAAUACAAAUGAAAUAGCAAAAGCUAUUUGAUUCAUAUUUGAAGCUUAGAAUAUUUGUAUACCUCUAGUAAUUAUUUCUUAUAUUCUAAAUAAUUGUUUUUGGCUACAACGUGAAGACCAUCAAACGGUAAAACUUAUAUGCUAAAUGAGACUAGUUAUUGGUGUGCACUAUACAACAUAUUUGUGAAAAAAAGAUGUGCUUUAAGAAGGUUGAUGAUCCACAAUGUUGUUAAAACUCGGAAAGGUGAAAUUUACUUUCACAUCAUUCUCAUGCUGGUUGGAGGCCAUCGUGAUGUUUUUGUACUUGCUGCCUGCAGUAAAAAGAAAAAAAAAUAUUCUUGACAUGCAUUGUGCUUUGAAAAUUUUACUCCAAUAGCCCAUUUCUCUCUCUCUUUUAAUCACUAGGCUUAAACAUUGUAACACUACAUCCUAUUUUUUCCAUUGCCCAUGUUGCUGAUGGGCUUAAGAGUAGGAUGCUAAAGAAUGUGUUCUAUGUGGACAUUAUCCCAGGACAACGGAUGAAACAGUGCUAUGUUUCGCUAGAUAGCUGCUUUCCUACAACUGCAGGCAUAGUUUGUACCUGGAAAGAUACAUGAAAAUAAUGAGGUCUGUCUCAGUUACUCUCCCUUUCUUUGCUUUAAGCAUGAUCCCUGGUUCAUGUGGAAUGCAAAAUGCUCAAAGACUUUGUUAAAUGAAAAAUACUGUUAACAAUUAAUUUACUCAAUUGCAGUAAAAUAUAUUUAAUCAUCAAUGUAGCUAAAAUUGAUUUCUUUUAAUUGGCUAACUUGCUAAUCGUGUUUGUUUAAGCAAGGUUUAACUUUAUAGUUUAACCUCAUAGCAUUGAACCUUAAAUUUUAUAGUAUAAUUGAAGGUUCCACUGUAUCACGUAUGCUUCUUACGAUAGCACCCAUCUUCUUUCUUGUCAACCAUUGGCCAAGUGGCUAAAAUUGCCCAAUAUAGCAGUGUUUUCAGUGAGCACAAUAAUGUAGAGUAAUAGUGCCAUAGUAUUUUUAUGGCACUAACUACUGUGAAGUUUUGAUAACGCAUGGCAAAAGCAUUUAUGGGCCUUUUAAUAUUUAGGGGUCAUGAAUGGCUGAUGCAAUGUGCAGAGAACUUGCACAAAUUAUUGACUCUCUCACAAAAGCAUUUUAAUGCCACCACCUUGAGCUGUUUGCGUUGCCAUUUUCUAUAUGUAAUAACCAAACAAUUUGCAUAAAAAAUUUUUCUGCACAUAUUUGGUGUUUCAUGACCAUGUUAAGUUGAUGUCACUGUACACAAAACUGAGAUUGUUUGUGUAACAGCCCAAGAUGGUGGCACCUUUGUCUGUAUCUCUUCAGUGCCUUCAUAUGUGAAAGUUUUCUUUGUCAAAAACUGUUGACUUAAUGACUUAAGCACAAAAAAAAUCACCUUGUAUUCCACGUCAUUGUGUAUUUCAUAUCAAAUCACACAGUUGGUCUUUGUCAUUGAUUUCAGUGUGUUUGGGUCUGGGGCCAUUGAUUAAUAUAUGUGCAUAUUUUCCAUGCUACGUUAUUUCAAAUUUUAAUCCAGCAACGCUAAACAUCAGCAGACCAUUGUUUGGGACAGUUUCUGCAGCCAUAACAAACAGCCCAAUAUUUUGCAAAUGCCUGCACACAUUGCGAGUUUGUGCAUGUGGUAGCUAGUUUGGCCACUGUAGUGCAGGACACAUCACCUUGCUGGGCAGGAGGGCAGCCAGAACAAGCACCCCCUGCUUCCUGCCCAGUGUGUUAGGAAAGUGUUUGAGCAUAUGUUCUGGCAGGGUGGAGAGAUGGACACAGAAUGGAUCUCUAGGUGCUACUUGCUUUCUAGCCCGGUUUUACUUUUCGGUUUUCGCCUCCCAGUCUUAUUGAUUGGCCCUGUCCGCACAAUGAUUUAUUGCAGGGGACAUAUCAGUGCAACUGUGUCGUCAGGCUAAGGGUUUGUAACAACAUGCAAUUGUGUGCCACAAGAUUUUGAUGCUGUAGCUUUGUUCUUGUGAAUGUGUCAUCUUAAAGGAGUUGUGUAUUUAUUUUGGAGUUUACUUUGCAAUAUACUAAGAGCCUGCUGUUUAUAUUUUCUACCUUUACACUCUGUUUUUGAUUAGCUUUUUUUAUUAUUGUCUUGAUUUAUGUUUUUCCUAAUGGUGUUCGCAUGCAGAAGGGAGCCUUUUUUGGCACUUUCACCAGCGUCCCCGAAAACGUUGCACUCAUCUGACUUUCCCUUAUAACCCACUCCCUUUGCUCUUUCUUUUCUUCUUCUUUUCAGAACAAACUGCCCUCUUUUUAAAAGGGCCUAUUUAUUUGUAUAUCUUGCACAGUGCUUCUGCGUAAUAUUGUUGCCUGAUGGUGUGCUUGCGCCUCUUCCGCCUACAUCUGGGUUUAGCUUGGAGAUGGGAAUGUCAGCAUUUGUUAGACAAGUGGUGUGAGCUAUUUGGUGGGUGAAUUGUUGCUGUAGUUGGCCGCAACAGCCUUUGUAAUGGUUGAGAACUGGCUGAAGAAAUCAUUACAUGCGAAAAACAGUGUCUUGGAAAUAGAAUUUGGGAUCUCAUAUAUGCAAAAUGAUCACUUUACAGUGCUCUUAUUUCAGGUGCAUGCUUGAAAAAUCUUUCAUUUCCUGCACUGACACCAUCAUAAUGUCGUCUUCCUCAUCAACUAGACUCUUGUACUAUGUACGCAGGCGUUAUUGUACUUAUGUUCAAAGGAGCAUGGUAAUAUUAAAAAUAGCACUUUUAUUUC
This is a messenger RNA of Dermacentor andersoni, 11514 nucleotides long. RefSeq names its product attractin-like protein dsd (gene dsd). NCBI's taxonomy places the organism in Eukaryota, Metazoa, Arthropoda, Arachnida, Ixodida, Ixodidae. Gene Ontology annotation, cellular component: Golgi apparatus. The record is from RefSeq and is a predicted model, not a curated record. Gene Ontology annotation, molecular function: protein binding.